Aspergillus uvarum CBS 121591 is the source of this 1015-nucleotide messenger RNA. RefSeq lists its product as uncharacterized. Lineage: Eukaryota; Fungi; Ascomycota; Eurotiomycetes; Eurotiales; Aspergillaceae. Bases 365 to 787 code for a protein of 140 amino acids. The record is from RefSeq and is a predicted model, not a curated record. The transcript has a single exon.
CGACAAUUCAGGUUCAGAGCGAAAGUGUUUCAUCAUAGCCUCCACUUUUAUUGGGAUUGGGACACGAAUUGAAUGCAGGACGAACACGAACGAAUACUAGGGUGAUAGCAUGGGGAUCGAACUGAUAUCAUAGCUUCAUCAUUGACCCAUGCUCGAGGGCGAAAAGUGACAUCAGAUUGAAUCCACCACCAUUGCUGCAUCAACUGUAUAUAAACCCUGGCGAAAUUGAACGGUGGGAUUGCUCGAAGCAGAUUCAAAGCCAUUGAGUGUCACUCUUACAACUAUUCCAACGGAAAUUUUUUCCAUACUCAACCCAACAACUUCUUUCCCUUAUCCAGACAACCGCCACAAAACAACAACCAGAAUGUCUUCCCCUCACCGCGGCGGCAGACUCGAGGACAUGGCCCCCUCGGGCACCACCAUCCCCAACGACGCGGGCCUCCAGAACACCAUCCCCUCGGUGCCGCGCCCGGACCAGCGGGCCGAGCACGGCGGCUUCGACAACUACGGCGUCGCCCAGCCCUCCGCCGCCUUCGCGGCGGAUAACGCCACCGACAUGCCGCGCAGCGCCCGCGACAUGGGCGCCACCGGCGAGGUCCUGACCGGCACCGGCAACUCCUUCCCCGCCGAGGGCGAGUCCAAGCGCACCUUCAUCGGCAAUCAGCACCCCGGCGCCAAGGGCCACGGCCGCGACCUGAAGCACCGAAACCUGAACCGCAGUGGCUUCGAGCGGUUCGCGGCCGAGGAGGAUGACGCUGCUGGGGAGCAUCAGAUUCGGAAUGAGUAAAUGGUGUCAUGCUGUUUGAUGACGAUUUCUUUUAAAGUCGCGGCUGGUAUGCGGCUUUUUGAUGGGUAACGAUAUUUGUGAUGGAUGGAAUGAUGGAAUUAUUGUAUUAUGGAGCCUUUUUUUGUUGAGAUUGACCUGGGUUGUGAAUGGGUCAUGUUUGCUGUAUAAUGAUGAAUCGCAUGAUAUGAUCAAUAUCAUUGUCAAUACUCGUCCGCAUUGUAGUUGGAC